Messenger RNA from Talpa occidentalis (Iberian mole), 6406 nucleotides. It is a transcript of the gene PLEKHH2, whose product is annotated as pleckstrin homology, MyTH4 and FERM domain containing H2. Gene Ontology annotation, biological process: negative regulation of actin filament depolymerization. NCBI's taxonomy places the organism in Eukaryota, Metazoa, Chordata, Mammalia, Eulipotyphla, Talpidae. Gene Ontology annotation, molecular function: actin binding. Gene Ontology annotation, cellular component: cytoplasm; cytoskeleton. The transcript is spliced from 30 exons. The coding region runs from base 104 to 4582 and encodes 1492 amino acids. The record is from RefSeq and is a predicted model, not a curated record.
GCAGGGUGUGAGGCGGGCGCGGGCUGAGAACCCCCGGAACCCUACGCCCGGAGCAGCUGGGAUCUGGGGCGCUGCCGUCUGGGGCCCGCAGCAGAGAAUAAAUAUGGCAGAGCUUUCUGAGACAGAAGGACCAGUAGACUGGAAGGAAAGAUGUGUAGCCCUGGAGUCCCAGCUCAUGAAAUUUAGAGUUCAAGCAAGCAAGAUUAGAGAGCUCUUAGCAGAGAAGAUGCAACAGCUUGAGCGACAAGUUAUUGAUGCUGAACGUCAAGCAGAGAAAGCUUUUCAACAGGUACAAGUUAUGGAAGAGAAAUUAAAAGCGGCUAAUAUCCAAACCAGUGAAUCAGAGAUGAGGUUGUAUAAAAAGUGUCAAGAUCUGGAGACUCUCAUACAGGAAAAAGAUGACAUAAUUCAAAACUUGGAGCUGCAACUUGAAGAGCAGAAACAAAUAAGAGUACAAGAAGCUAAAAUAAUAGAAGAGAAAGCAGCUAAGAUCAAAGAAUGGGUGACAACUAAGUUAAAUGAGCUGGAAUUGGAGAAAAAGAAUCUUCGUUUGAUCAACCAAAAGCAAACUGAAGAGAUAAGAACAAUGCAGACAAAACUACAAGAGGCUCAAGGGAAGAAGCCCUCGGCUGCCUCCACACUGAAGCUUUCGGAAGGCCAGCGCCUGAGCAGCCUGACCUUUGGGUGCUUUUCAUCCCGAGCAAGGAGUCCUCCUCAAGUAGUAAAAUCUGAGGAAAUGAGCAAGAUAUCAUCUAAAGAACUUGAGUUCACUGAAGGAAAAGAUAUAGAAGAAAUGGAAAUUCCAGAAAAGUCUGCCGAUAAUCCAAUUCAAGAAAACAACCGAGGUCAGAGAAUGUUGCCUCAAAACCCAGGUGUUUCAGAACAGAAUCGGAAUGGGAGAACAAGUUUCCUAACAGACGGUGGGAUAUCCCAGAAUUCUGGGGCUCCAGCAAGUGACUGGAGUUCCGAUGAGGAAGAUGGGGCCAAAGGAAGAGCCAAGUCCAGGUACACAUCCACCCUCUCCAGUCACACAUCGGAGGAAGGGGUCCAGGACAGCCGAAUGGGCAGUGAGACAUACCUGACUGCAUCUGAUGACAGCAGCUCUAUAUUUGAAGAAGAGACUUUUGGCAUCAAGAAGCCAGAACACAAGAAGCUGUAUUCCUGGCAGCAGGAGGCACAAUGGAAAGCUCAUAAUAGUUCUCUCGCAAAGGGAAAUUCAGAAUCAAGUCAAAAAGAGCAUGAUAGUUCCUCAGAUGAACUGAAUAAAAAGUUUCAGUCUCAGAGACUGGAUUAUUCAUCUUCAUCAAGUGAGGCCAAUACCCCAAGCCCUAUUUUAACCCCAGCUUUGAUGCCAAAGCACCCCAACUCUUUCCCUGGAAAAGGAACGGCUUUGGGGCCUUCAUCAAACUUGCCGCCCCCAAAGUUACGAAUUCCAAAUGUUUUCAGCAUAAGUGUUGCGCUAGCCAGACGGCACUUGAGCCAGCCACAGUUAAGUUCCGAUAGGAUGUUUGGUACAAACAGAAAUGCUAUAAGUAUGAUACGGCCACUGAGACCUCAGGAAACAGAUCUUGAUCUUGUUGAUGGCAACGGUACGGACAUUUCAGAAAACAUGGACACUGGUUGUGACGAUGGCCUGUCUUCCUAUGACUCCCUGGAGUCCCCGUGUUCAGACGACCAGGAGACUGACUCAGCAAAGAAGGCAGGCUGCAGCAAACCCCCAACUCCUCCCCUGCACCGCUUUCCCUCUUGGGAAAGCAGAAUUUAUGCUGUAGCCAAAUCAGGUAUUCGAAUGUCUGAGGCCUUCAAUAUGGAGAAUGUUAACAAAAAUUCUGUUGCAAUGCUUUCAUAUACCUCACCAGGACUUUACACAUCUCUCAUCUACAAGAAUAUGACAACGCCUGUGUAUACGACUUUGAAGGGGAAAGCUACUCAAAUAAGCAGCAGCCCAUUUUUGGAUGACUCCUCUGGGUCAGAGGAAGAAAGUAGUUCCAGAUCCAGCUCCCGGACUUCAGAGUCGGACACACGCAGUCGGAGUGGGCCAGGCAGCCCCAGAGCCAUGAAGCGAGGUGUCUCUCUCUCUUCUGUGACUUCUGAAAGUGAUUACGCAAUUCCCCCAGAUGCUUACUCCACAGACACAGAGUACUCCCAGCCAGAGCAGAAGCUCCCUAAAACUUGCUCAUCUUCCAGUGAUAAUGGGAAAAAUGAACCACUGGAAAAAUCUGGCUAUUUAUUAAAAAUGAGUGGUAAGGUCAAGACCUGGAAACGAAGAUGGUUUGUUCUUAAAGGUGGUGAAUUACUAUACUACAAAUCUCCGAGUGAUGUAAUUAGAAAACCCCAGGGCCAUAUUGAACUUAGUGCAGCCAGCAGUAUUUUAAGAGGCGAUAACAAACAAACAGUUCAGUUGACCACUGAAAAACACACAUACUAUCUGACUGCAGAUUCUCCCAAUAUCUUGGAGGAAUGGAUGAAAGUGUUACAGAAUGUUCUUCGAGUACAAGCUGCCAACCCUCUUUUCCUGCAGCCCGAGGGUAAACCAACUGUAAAGGGAUUGCUCACUAAGGUAAAACAUGGCUACUCCAAAAGAGUCUGGUGUACACUUAUAGGAAAAACAUUGUAUUAUUUUCGUAGUCAAGAAGAUAAGUUUCCUUUAGGUCAGAUCAAACUCUGGGAGGCUAAAGUUGAAGAGGUUGACAGGUCCUGUGAUUCAGAUGAAGAUUAUGAAGCCAGUGGGCGAAGUCUCUUGUCCACACAUUAUACCAUUGUGAUCCACCCCAAAGACCAAGGUCCAACUUACCUACUAAUUGGAUCCAAGCAUGAAAAGGACACUUGGCUCUAUCAUCUGACAGUUGCUGCUGGAAGUAACAAUGUAAAUGUUGGGUCUGAAUUUGAACAACUUGUGAGCAAAUUGCUGAAUAUUGAAGGGGAACCUUCCUCUCAGAUAUGGAGACACCCAACUUUGUGUCACAGCAAAGAAGGAAUCACUUCUCCUCUGACAACACUACCUUCAGAAGCUCUGCAGACAGAAGCUAUUAAAUUAUUUAAGACCUGCCAGCUUUUUAUAAAUGCAGCAGUUGACUCCCCUGCGAUUGAUUACCACAUAUCUCUAGCCCAGAGUGCUUUGCAAGUCUGUCUGACACAUCCUGAGCUGCAGAAUGAAAUUUGCUGUCAGCUCAUUAAACAGACAAGACGGAGACAGCCACAGAAUCAACCAGGACCAUUACAGGGCUGGCAGCUCUUGGCACUCUGUGUGGGACUCUUCCUUCCCCAUCAUCCUUUCCUGUGGCUGCUCAGACUCCACCUAAAGAGGAAUGCGGAUUCCAGGACAGAAUUUGGAAAAUAUGCCAUUUACUGCCAGCGAUGUGUAGAAAGAACACAGCAAAAUGGAGAUCGAGAAGCAAGACCUUCAAGAAUGGAAAUUCUUUCAACUCUUCUCCGAAACCCUUAUCAUCACUCUUUGCCCUUCAGUAUCCCUGUGCACUUCAUGAAUGGGAUAUACCAGGUAGUUGGAUUUGAUGCAUCCACCACAGUAGAAGAAUUUUUAAAUACUUUGAACCAGGAUACAGGAAUGAGGAAGCCAGCACAUUCUGGGUUUGCAUUGUUUACAGAUGAUCCUUCUGGCAGAGAUUUAGAGCACUGUCUUCAAGGCAACAUCAAGAUUUGUGAUAUUAUUUCUAAGUGGGAACAGGCUUCCAAAGAACAGCAGCCUGGGAAAUGGGAAGGUACGAGAACUGUUCGUCUAACUUAUAAAAACAGACUAUAUUUCUCAGUGCAAGCUCGUGGAGAGACUGAUAGAGAAAAGUUGCUGUUAAUGUAUCAGACAAAUGAUCAAAUCAUUAAUGGACUUUUUCCUCUGAACAAGGACCUGGCAUUAGAAAUGGCAGCACUUUUAGCUCAGGUGGAGAUUGGAGAUUUUGAAAGACCUUUUUCAACUCCAGCAGGGCAUGUUACUAAUCAGUGCAAAGCAAAUCAAACUCUAAAACAAGUCAUAGAGAAAUUUUACCCUAAAAGAUACAGAGAUGACUCUUCUGAAGAACAGUUAAGGCAGCUUUGCCAGCGCCUGUCAACCAGAUGGAUGGCCCUUCGGGGACACAGCGCUGCUGACUGUGUGCGCAUUUACUUGACAGUAGCCAGGAAGUGGCCUUUCUUUGGUGCCAAGUUGUUUCUUGCAAAACCUGUCACUCCAACAUCAUUUGGAAGUACUUUCAUGUGGCUGGCUAUACAUGAGGAUGGUUUAAGCAUCUUAGAAUACAACUCCAUGAGGUUAAUAGUCAGCUAUGUGUACAAGAAUCUAAUGACCUUUGGCGGUUAUCAAGAUGAUUUUAUGAUAGUCAUUAACAAUACACAUUCAAAAGACAAACCAACAGAGAAAUUACUGUUUGCCAUGGCAAAACCAAAGAUUCUUGAAAUCACUCUUUUGAUCGCCAGUUACAUAAAUAACUUCCAUCAGCAAAAGGCAGCAUUUCAUCACCUCUCUGCUCCAGCACUGCUCUCAGCCCAGACGCGGGGACCCCAAGCAAGGGCAAUGGGAAGCCAACCCCUUCUGUCAGGCAACAGACCCACCAAAGGCCCCACUUUACUCUGAAGAUUCUGGAGCCUGAGCAUUCACUCCUUGUCCUAUGCAUUAGCUGUAUCAGCUCCAAAUAAGUUCACUUACAUCCUGGCAGCUUGACACCCACACACUAGUAUUCCAGACUUUAAAAAGAGUGGGGGUUACUCCCUUUUGAUUCUUAAAUAUUCAAAACAUAAACACAAAAUAUGCCCACAUGCCGAUUUUCUCUCAGAUUAAAUGGGUUAGAAGUCACCAUUUUUUCCAUUUCUUUUCUUCCUUGCCAUCAGACACAUCGUGGCUUUUUUUUAAACUUGGCAAUCUUUAGAAAGAGAGAUUCCAAACUCAUUUGGCAACCCAGCUGAUUUUAUUUGGAAAUGCUCACUGCCAAAAAAUUAAGUACUGUAAUUAAAUGUGCUUUUAAUCAAUGAUAAGGUGUUUGGGAAGGAAUAGAGUACACACAGUAUGAAACAGCUGCAGGGUAAUGUUAAGGGGCGAAUUUUUAGAGCAAGUGCAAUAAAUCUUCUGGCCCUGUGAAUCACUGAGUGAGAAAACAGGAGUUAGGGAAACAGACCCUCCUAUGUAGUACUAAAAUGUAUACCCUCUUCAGAUCACUGAAGUGUACAAUUUAAAAUGAAACAGUGAUUCCUGACAUUCCUUGGCUGUCAACAUAGCCUGAGUUUACUGGAACAUUACCCACAUUUCAUUGCAUUUGGUGCUGGGUCAUCUUGACUUUGCCUUGGUAGGUAAUAGUAUCCUUGAAAACAAAAUUUUUUAAAGUUUUGCCUCGACAGUCCUUUUUAAAUAUACCUUGAAAAUAAAUUCCCAGUAAUGUUUUUAAAAGAGAAGAGAAAGUACUUUUUCUGUAAAAGGAGGUAAAAUUUUAGUCAAAAAAGGUCUAAAAAAGUAUUGCUUCACUGGGUUGAUAAAUAGUAGAUUCCAGUAUGUGUCAACACAAAAUAAUUAAUAUUCGUGAUAAAAAUGAAACUGUGAUAAGACAUGAAAAUUAUAUUAUAAAAAUGUUUAAUUACAAUAGUAAUCAUGAGUAUACCUUAUUUAUGUGUGGAAUAUUUGUAUUUAUUUUUUGGAUAUAUAUUUAUCACUUUGUAUAUGGUAUUUUUUAACCAAUUUGGAAAAACAUUAGCUGCUGAGUUAAUAUGUCAGCCAAGCCUUCAUGUUUUCUUCUUUGCUGCUUUCUCCUAUGAAAAUGUACUGUUCUCACACGAAGCCUUUUUAAAAUGUUCUAUCCCUUCUCCUUAAAAUGAGCAGAGUCUGGAAACAGAUUGCUCAAAUAAGAUUUUGCUUUAUUGAUGGUGACAAAAAGAAGGUCAAAACCCCAUCAAUCUCCAUUUACAAUGUCCCCUAAAUCUUUGAGCCACAAGCACUCACUAAGAAAAUUCACUUUUCAGUAUAUACCGGUUACCAGUUGGGGAUGACUUUUUAAAGCCUUUUGGUUCAGAUACAGUAAGAGUUUCUAAGUUCCCAGAAAACCAUUUAAUAAUCAUUAGUUGCUGAGCCAGAGACUUGGCAAAACUGUUACAUAUGUGUGAGGACUUUUUUCUCAGGCAAUAAUUAGUUUACCAUCUGGUAAGCUUCCCCCAAAUCUUCUAAUUUAAGCAAGUAGUGGAGGCUUAGCUUAAACAGUCGUACCUUAGACUUGGCAUUUAUUUUUGAUAGAACAAAGAUAAAAUAUUUUGAUGGAAAGAAAUCAAUUUUCUAUAACUGAUGAUGUGAAAACUAUUUUCUGGGAAAUUACUUCUAUAGCCAUUUAAAAAAUUCAAAGUAUAUUAUUAUGAUUGGUUGUAAGAGAAUAAUGUUACAUGUUUAAUUGUAAUAUUUGUCUCCUAUCAUUUUCUUUCC